Molecule: messenger RNA, 2314 nt
Organism: Mizuhopecten yessoensis (Yesso scallop)
Lineage: Eukaryota; Metazoa; Mollusca; Bivalvia; Pectinida; Pectinidae
Exons: 5
Coding region: 372-1877 (501 amino acids)
Source: RefSeq, a predicted model, not a curated record
AUGGUAUAUCUGCCAAAACGAACAUAUUAUAUGUGAUUCACCGUGUAUCAUAUUUUUACACGCAGAAUGAGGACGUUGUGUACCCACUUCGUAGCGAAAACAGGUAUCCAGAUACUUGCGAACCAGAGAUCGUGCAUUCGUUUGUACAAUUCAAAGCUUGUUUAAAAGACAAAUCAUCAAACAUUAUCAAAGAUACGAGUUUUCGGGUAUUUCGUCUAUGUUGCAAAGUGGAAUGCUUUCCGCUCUUACAGCGAAACUUGAAAUUCGCUAAGGACAUUCAAAAUAGGUGUCGAACUAUAUUUGGUGAUGGGAACAUCAUUCCGAAAUACCCACGAAUCCUUGAACAACACGAACUGCAGCUACAUAUAGCUAUGGACGGUGAUGAAGAUGAUAUUUCACGAGAGGUGUCCGCCAUAAUGGGGGACCAUGAUUACAGCGACAAAUCAGAUGUUACAGAGAAAUGUUUCAAACAAGAAAAAGAGCGUACAAGUGUGACACCUGAUCAAGACUGUUCGUGUCUGAUUCUCUUUCUGGACAAAGAUGAGACUUGCAUUACUGUACAUGAAUCAUCGAAUGUGUUGUAUGUUCCGAGUCCAACCAUUGAUGUCGAGAUAACCGGACAAAGCCAAUCAGUACGAGUUUUCAAAGUAGAAAAAGAAACCUCAACUUGCGUUAGACGAAAACUUACCCAUAUUCUAGGUGAAGACCUGUUCACCUAUGCAAAAGAAGUGCAGCAACGCAUUGAUGAAUAUGAGGAAACAAUUAAGUCUCCAAACUCUGACAAAAUAACCAUGCUGCGAAACACCAAGGAAGCUGUGACUGUAUUGCUUACCCGAAAAGUACUUCCAGACCGUGAAACAUCAGCAGCUGGUGGUUCUACUAAAUGUGAAAUUACAGACGAAAUAGAUUUAGCAUUAAAUGGAAUGAAAGACAGCGGCGUUUUGGCGUUUGGAUUGUUUGCGGACCGCUUUGUAGUCUUUCUUGACGAGAAAGGCAAUGAGCAAGUACAACAAGUUACCUAUCGAGAGAUUAGGAAACUUUGCGACGAACGAGGCAACUUCAAUAUACCUGUUGACGUGGUAGCAGUUUCCAAAAACUUUUUGACAGAUACGGGUUUAGAGCAAGGCCAUAAAGUACAAUCACCUGCACAGACGGGCUCUAUCGGAAUGGUAACAGAAGCAACCAAACCAAUCACCACAGAGACAACCAAAGAAGCAGACGGACCGACCACUUCAAAUUCAGAACAGGAAACUCACAAAAACAUUGUCGUGGCAAUAACCGCAGGUCAUCUCUUUACACAAAACGAUGACGCAUUUUUCGUUAAGAAUGGCGAAACUAAGAAAUUUGGGAAAUGUCUCACAAGUCUACACCGUUCAGGAGACACUGAAACCAUGCAAUAUGACAUCGCCGUGAUAGAAAUCGACGAGAACAUGACAACCAGCGAAGAUUGCAAUCUUACAUUCAGAAAUGAAUCUGGUGAAUCGUGUGACUGUGUUGUGUUUGAUGGCAUUCUUGCUUCUGGUACCGUAGUGUACACAAAAGGUGCUGCAACCGGAAUGAGUGAAGGAGUUGUGGUCAGCCAAGAUUUUCGACUUGCUGGACUUGUCGAUACGCAGAAAGCAUACUUGAUCGAAGGUCGAGAUGAUCGUGCUUUCUCUGCGGAUGGAGAUAGCGGCUCUAUUGUGUUUACAUUAGAUUUCCAUGACGAGGAAAAUAAAACUGCUAAUUUGGUAUCGAUUGUUUCGAAAAUGUUUUCAGAGGAUGCCGCCAGCAAGCUUGGGUACCACGUACCUCUUUCUUACACUGUCCGCCUUGACAAGUGUCUUGAAAAACUAACAGAGUGCACUGGUGUGACCGUGUAUAUGCCUAAAAAGUAAUUUAGUUUACUACCUCAUACUUAUAAAUGUAUAUAUUUACAUCAUUAUUACUUAAGAUUUGGUCAUGUUUAUUCAGUUCUCUGUGAUAAUUCCUAGUGUAUUUUGAAUCAUUUAUUAUGAUUUUAGAAUAAGUUUUCCUUAAUGUUCCGUAUAUUUCCGUAAUGUCAAUGCAGUAUUUCAUGAAUUAUUCAAAAUCGUUUAUGACGUGUGUUAUUUUGUAUUGGGGCUGCUGCUUCCACCUUGAAUACAUAUUUGUGUUUCUUACUACUUUUACAAGAAUACUAGCACGAUAUAGCAUUUGUUUUAGCUUGUGUUAUAAGGUAUUUGAACAUUUAUUGAUUAUGUGUCUAGUCCUCCUCUGAAAACUUGUACCUUUCCUAUUAGUUUUAUUGUUGUUUACUGAGUGUCAAAAUGGAAAAACAAAUCAAAUUAGUACA